CUGGAAGUCCUACCCCUCCCCACUCUUGUUUAACCCCCAAAGCUACCACCACCUGCUCUGCUUUAUUUAAAUGAUAAGUUCAGUAUCGACUCUGGACUUCCUAUGUUUCCAUAGCAGCAGAUAAGCACUGCAACUUACAACCUCACCGGAAUGGCCAAGGUUUUGAGAGUUUUCUUUCUUCUUCUCAGGCUGCUGGCUGUGGCAGCCACUCUUUGUGCGGUGGUCAUCAUGGCAACGAGCCAUGAUUCCACCACCGUGUUUGGCAUUACCUUGGAAGCCAAGUUCCAACACACUCCUGCCCUCGUGUUCUUUGUCGUAGCAAAUGGUAUAGCUUUUAUCUACAGCUUGAUUGUGCUUUUUGUACCUUCAACAAGCUUACUAUCGAGGUCAAUCAUCGUGUUUGAUGUGAUUUUGGCGAUGCUGCUAACGGCUGCCAUUGCAGCAGCAGGAGCCAUGGCACAACUAGGGAAGAAGGGCAACUCUCAUGCAGGAUGGUUCCCUAUCUGUGACAGAGUUCCAAACUUUUGUGAUCAUGUCAUGGGAGCAAUGAUAUGCGGCUGUGUUGCUGUUAUUACCUUCCUUCUGAUUGUGCUCUAUGACAUUCACCAAGUAUUGAGUCCUAAGUUUCCAUGAUCCUAAUAUCUAUUGGGAAAUGAUGCAACCAUACAUAUUACAUUUAAAUUCACUGCAGAUAUUCAUGUAUUGAUCUGCUAAAAAAAAUUUCUAGAGAAUCAAUCACUA
Messenger RNA from Zingiber officinale, 741 nucleotides. Its product is annotated as CASP-like protein 1C1. The record is from RefSeq and is a predicted model, not a curated record. NCBI's taxonomy places the organism in Eukaryota, Viridiplantae, Streptophyta, Magnoliopsida, Zingiberales, Zingiberaceae. The transcript has 3 exons. Bases 151 to 633 code for a protein of 160 amino acids.